Molecule: messenger RNA, 1071 nt
Organism: Diaporthe citri
Lineage: Eukaryota; Fungi; Ascomycota; Sordariomycetes; Diaporthales; Diaporthaceae
Exons: 4
Coding region: 1-1071 (356 amino acids)
Biological process (GO): lipid metabolic process
Molecular function (GO): phosphoric diester hydrolase activity
Source: RefSeq, a predicted model, not a curated record
AUGAGUGAACCAGGGAACACAAACUCAGUCCUACGUCAGCGGGUGGUAGACAAGGCGCAGGACACAGAGACCGAUACCGACAUUGACACCGACAAACAGGGAAUCCCACCAGCGCCCUGGACGAGAGCCCAGCCGAAAAUCAACCAUGGUUUCCCGCAGGCCGUGGCCCACCGAGGCUACAAGGCCAGCUUCCCCGAGAACACCAUGGGGGCCUUCCGCGGCGCGGUCGAGGUCGGCGCCCACGCCAUCGAGACGGACGUCCACCUGUCCAGGGACGGGGUGGUGGUGAUAGCUCAUGACAAAGAUCUCAAGCGCUGCUACGGCGUGGACAAGGCGGUCCGCGACUGCGACUGGGAGUACCUCAGCACGCUGGAGACGCUCAAGGAGCCCCGCCAGCACAUGUGCAGGCUGUCCGACGUGCUCGAGUUCCUGGCCGAGCCCGGGAACGAGUCGAUCUGGAUGCUCCUGGACAUCAAGAUUGAUGAUCCGCCUCAGGAAAUGAUCCCCAGAAUCGCGGCUACUAUUGCCUCGGUGCCGCGGGGGAAGUGGGAGCAGAGGAUUAUUCUUGGGUGCUGGCGGGCGGAACAGCUCCGGCUCUGCCACGAGCAUCUGCCAAAUUUCGCCAUCACUUACAUUACCGUCUCCCUAGUUUUAGCAAGGGAGUACAUGAAGAUCCCCAACGUAGCUAUCAACAUGCGGCAAGAGUCCCUCUUCGGCCUUGGCGGGCGGGCGUUCAGGGAGCGCUGCCAGGCCGAAGGGCGGCCCCUGUACGCGUGGACCGUCAACAAGAAGUCGUGGAUGGAGUGGUGCAUAGGCGCCAAGGUGGACUGCGUCAUCACGGACGACCCGAAGCUGUACCUCGAGGUCUGCGAGCGCCGCGCGGGGGAGGAGCAAAAGGCCGGGUCCGGGAAGACGAAGAAGAGGGUCAAGGCCGCGGUGGCCAAGCCGCGCGACCUCGUGCUCAGCGUCUUCUACACGGUCAUGAUCAAGGGGCUCAUGCGCGUCUUCCGGGCCUACGAGCGGCUUGGGUACCCUGAGCAGGUGCGGGAAGAACUGCGGCCGCUGACUUGA